GGGUCAUUGCGCGGUUAAACACUUUGCAAAGAACAUUUACCGGUUAAACAAGGCAAAGCAUUGCAGCUCAGUUUUCAUUCUUAAGUAAAUCAUCAAUUGUAGGAGUCCUCAAAUUGCCUGGAUCUUCAAUUCAGCGGGGAAAACUUGGAAUUUUCCAUUGAGUACGGAUCAAGUUGGACGAAAAGUAAUUAUCUGUUAUACUUCAGAAUAAUCUUUUCACAGGCGGAAUUCAACGAUGGCUGACGCGUCAGAAAAGACUCCUCUCGAUGCAGCAUCAGCGCUAUCGCUGGGAAAACGUCACCUGUUGGUGUGCGACUACAACAAUGCCGUAAAUACUUUGGUCCAAGCUCUGGAACUCCUCGUCAAGGAUCAUGGCGAUCGUGCUGACGAAUUGGCCGAACCCUAUUUACUUUAUGGACGUGCACUUCUUGGCCUAGCGCGAGAGGAGAGCAACGUAUUGGGUGCCGGUGUCCCUGGCAACGAUUCCGACGAGGAGGAUGAGGCCGAAGAAGAUGAGGAUGGCGAUGAAGAGAAGAGCGACGAAAAGGACUCCAAUGAUGAAAAGAGCGAAACAACUGAAAAGCAAGAGAAAGAAACUACUCCCAAAGACAAUAUUUCCGAAAGUAAAAACGAAAUAGCUGAGAAUAAUGACGAAAAAAUGGAAAGCGAUGAAACUAAAGAAAAAACCGAAACUGUUGAGAAGGAGAAAAAAGAGGAAGUCACUGAAAAUAAUAAAAGCGAAGUAGCAGAAGAUAAAAUGGAAGUCACUGCUGAAACUGAGGAGAAAAAAGAAAGUCCUGAAACUAAUAACAAAAGCGAAAUAACCGAAAAUGAUAAAAUGGAGGUGACUGAAGAAGUGGAGAAGAAAGAAACCACUGAAACUAAAGAAGAAAGCAAAGUAACAGAAGAAAAGGAGAAAAUGGAAGUAACCGAGGAAGAGAACAAGAAAGAAGUCACCACCGAGGUAGAGAAGGACAAAAAGAGUGAGAAAACAGAAGAAAACAAAAAAGAAGAGAAGAAAGAAGAAACGAAAACGGAAGAGAAAAAGGUUAAAGAAGAAGAGAAGAAAACGGAGGAGAAAGAAGUGAAAGACGAAAAGAAAGCGGAAACAAAAACGGAAGAGAAAGAGAAUGGAGUAAAAGAAGAGGAAAAGAAAACGGACGAGAAAGAAGUGAAAGGAGAAAAGAAAACGGAAACGAAAACAGAAGAGAAAGAAAAAGAAGUGAAUAAAGACGAAAAGAAAACGGAAGAGAAAGAGGUUAAAGAAGGAGAGAAGAAAAUGGAAGAGAAAGAAGUGAAGGACGAAAAGAAAGCGGUGGAGAAGACAGAACAGAAGGAAGUGAAGGAAGAGGAGAAGAAAACGGAAGAAAAACAGGAAGUUAAGGAAGACGAAAAGAAGACUGAAGAGAAAAAGGAAGUUUCGAAAAAAGAGACGAAAAACGAAGUUGCUGAGAAGGCAGCCGAUGAAUCGAAGAAUUCCGAAAUGGAGACUGAUGCUCAGGAAUCAAAGAAAGAGAAUAAUAAAACAGACGAGCAAAAAGUCGAGGAAUCGAAACAAGAGGUAGAAAAAAAGGCUGAUGAUUCAACACCAAAAGUUGAUGGAAAGGAGGAGAAGACUGUAGAAAAUAGUACAACAAAAUCAACGGAUGAGGCUGUUCCUAGUUCGAGUAAGGUGACCACCAAUGGAGAAUCUUCCGCUGAAAAUGACAGUAUGAUGGAGAAUGGAGAGGACGACGAAGAAAUUGACAAUCUCCAGGUCGCUUGGGAAGUGCUCGAUCUCGCAAAAUUAAUAAUCCUUAAACGUGGACCAUCGGGCUGGAAAUUAUUAGCGGAAGCUCACAGAUUACUCGGCGAAGUGGCCAUUGAAGGUGGUAAUGCAAUUGGUGCAAUGACCGAUUUCGAAGCGUGUUUAGAUUUAUUACAAAAAAUUGAACCCUGCGAACCACGAGCAAUUGCCGAAAUUUAUUAUCAACUUGGUUUGGCUUACGCCUAUACAAAUGAAUUUGACACGAGUAUUGAAAAAUUCCAAGAGGCAAGUUCAAUUCUCGAAUCAAGAAUCAAGGAACUCGAAUUAAUCACCGAACCACCAAAAUCCGACGAUCCAUUCUACACAAUUGAAGGUGAAAUCAAAGAACUCAAGGAAUUAUUACCGGAAAUUGGUGAGAAAAUAUCCGAUAUGAAAGACGCAAAACAGGAGGCAUGCAAACGUAUUAUUGAAAAUAUUCGCGAAAAAUCAGCUGCUGGCAGUUGUUCAAAUGGCGCAAGUACAAGUUCUGCUGCUACUGCUGCCGCUGCCGUCAAUGGUGGCGGUGCAUCAUCCUCAGGUUCAUCAUCCUCGUCCUCCGGUCUAUCAAAGAAAUCAGUCAACGAUAUUUCCCAUCUUAUUCGUAAAAAACGCAAACAAGAAGAUAUGGCCGGCGGCGAUGAGAGUUCACCAUGCAAGAAACCCUCCACAGUAGAAUAAUUUUUUUUCAAUUUUUAAAAAAACCGUAUAAGUAUAAAAUACAAAAAACAAAAAUAAAAAUGUAUUUUGUAUAAAUUCCGUACCUCAAUUUUUAUACGCGAUCGUUUUUCUACUCUUUUUUUUAACGAAGAAACAUGAGACACUAAUGAUAAAUGUCUCAUCGACACAAUAUAUUUUUUUUAAUUUUAAAAACAAAACUACGAAAUAGUAACUAUAAGUCUUAGCCUUAAUGUUUUUUUUUUAAAUACUCGAUUAUAACUAUUCUUUUUUAUUUAUUAUUCAACGUUCUAGUUCAGCACCAAGUGUGAUAAUUUUUUUAAAUGUCUUUUCUUUUCGUUUUUUUUUCUUCUCUUUUUUAAGAAACGCUGUACUAUAUCCAGGAUAUGUAAAACGUUGUAAAACCUCUAAAGGCUGAUAAUAAAAUAAUGUUCGUUCUUUUCUAA
This is a messenger RNA of Leptopilina heterotoma, 2907 nucleotides long. It is a transcript of the gene Nasp, whose product is annotated as nuclear autoantigenic sperm protein-like. Gene Ontology annotation, biological process: CENP-A containing chromatin assembly; DNA replication-dependent chromatin assembly. Gene Ontology annotation, cellular component: nucleoplasm. NCBI's taxonomy places the organism in Eukaryota, Metazoa, Arthropoda, Insecta, Hymenoptera, Figitidae. The transcript is spliced from 3 exons. Gene Ontology annotation, molecular function: histone binding. The record is from RefSeq and is a predicted model, not a curated record. Bases 236 to 2464 code for a protein of 742 amino acids.